GAGAUGUAAUAAUAUUUUGUAAACAUCGUAAGCAUAACAAUCUUCAAACGAAUAAAUUUUUUUCUUUGGCAGUUACAUUACAGAUUGCACAAAUGUAUCAAAAACCUUUGGCAAAAUUCAUAAAAUUUUUAAGAUAUAUAUUCAUUUAAGUAUGAAAUAAUUAUGAAAGUAUUUUUGAAUUGACUAACUUGUCGUGCAAUUUCCUUUCCUCCAAAAUUAUUUCAGAGCACAAAUGCCUAAUAUUUUAAUGCGUUUGUUUAGAUACUGGAACCGCGAAUUAGAAAAGCUAAAGAAAUUCGAAUAUACUGUGGGUAAAGACGGGAAGAAAGUGCCGUUGAAAGGAAAUGCACGUCCGAGACUAUACAAGGCGCUCUUCGGCGCCUUUUGGUUGCCAUAUUUUAUUAUCGGCAUCUACGUAUUUAUACAGGCAUGCAUAUUGCAUAUUUUAGUACCGAUUCUGCAGGGUUGGAUCAUCAGCUACUUCAUGGGGGAACCGAACUCAACGGACAUGAUAGGGAAAAACGAGACAAUGAUUUAUGUCGCCUGUUUAGUGAUCUGUACCUUCAGUAGCACCCUGUUGUCAAACCACACUACAAUAAUGUCACAACAAAUUGGCAUGAGAUUACGCGUUGCCUGCAGCUCCCUCAUCUACAGAAAGAUAUUACGAUUGAAUCAAACAUCUUUAAGCCAAACAGGUGCUGGACAGAUUGUGAAUCUUCUCAGCAACGAUGUUAAUCGCUUCGAUUCAUUAUCAUUAUGUCUGAAUUAUAUAUGGAUUAUGCCUAUUCAGGUCAUAAUCAUGGGAUACAUAAUGUGGCAGAAGGUCGGUGUCUCGAUUUUCAUUGGCAUCGGUUUAUUGUUGAUCAUCAGCCUACCGAUACAGGGAACCUUCAGUUUGCUAAGCCGUGACAAUAGAGCCAUGAUUGCGUCAUUCACCGAUCGACGAGUGCAGCUGAUGAACGAGCUUAUAGCCGGGAUACAGGUGAUAAAAAUGUACGCCUGGGAAAAACCGUUCAGCAAGAUUGUAUCAAUAACGAGAGCGCUGGAAAUCAAGAAGAUUCAAUUCUCAUCGUACGUGCGCGCUGCGUAUUUGGCCAUCGCAGUGUUUACCGAAAGGCUCCUUCUUUACUUUACAUUAAUAAUGUUCGUAUUAUCGGGAAAUGAUCUAAAUGCUGAUGUAACUUAUACUCUUGCAACAUUUUUCAACACUCUUCAACUCACCGUGGCCUCGUUCUUUCCGCAAGCGCUCAUAUCGUUGGGCGAAGCGAUGGUGUCUAUGAAUCGAUUGGAGGUACGUUAUUGGAAUUGCACUAUAAAUUGAUUCUCCUAUUUUUUGCCCUUAUGUAUUUGUUCAAUGACUAACGAGGCCUUCAACACGCAGGAUCUGCUAUUGAUGGACGAAGUAAAUAUGGAAUGCUUCAAGAAAAUACUACGUGUGCGGUCGAAAGA
This is a messenger RNA of Formica exsecta, 1449 nucleotides long. Its product is annotated as multidrug resistance-associated protein 4-like. Lineage: Eukaryota; Metazoa; Arthropoda; Insecta; Hymenoptera; Formicidae. Gene Ontology annotation, cellular component: membrane. Bases 233 to 1321 code for a protein of 362 amino acids. Gene Ontology annotation, molecular function: ABC-type transporter activity; ATP binding. The record is from RefSeq and is a predicted model, not a curated record. The transcript has 5 exons. Gene Ontology annotation, biological process: transmembrane transport.